This is a messenger RNA of Raphanus sativus (radish), 845 nucleotides long. RefSeq lists its product as uncharacterized. The transcript has a single exon. The record is from RefSeq and is a predicted model, not a curated record. The coding region runs from base 194 to 661 and encodes 155 amino acids. NCBI's taxonomy places the organism in Eukaryota, Viridiplantae, Streptophyta, Magnoliopsida, Brassicales, Brassicaceae.
CAAGUGGCAACGCGUUAAUCCAUAAUCAUACAGCCCCCACUCCUGUCUUUAUUUAUAUAUCCAAAUAAUAAAUAAUUACUAGCUUAUAAAUUCAUUUCCACUUGUCCAUCAUCUUCUCCAAGCCACAACAACGAUCUUCUUCAAACAUUCCAAAUUCACAUAAAACAAAUUUCAAGAAACCGAUCUCAGAACGAUGGAAGCUACACUGAUCUCUUCGAUCUCACCACUCCGGUUCCAUCCAUUGGUGUUCUCCCCGAAUAAAACGAUGCCGUUUAGGACACAGAAUAAGAAGAUGAUGAGCGUUUCUGCUGCCGCGUCUUCCGGGAAGGACCAUUACUACGGAGGAGGGAGAUUGGUUGACGAGAACAUGAUCGUUUUGAGGAAACGCAUCCACGAGAUGAAGAUGGUUGAGCGAAACUACGAGCCUCCUUCUCACUGGAUGGAUUGGGAGAAGCGUUUCUACAGCAGCUACGACUCUGUGAUCUGCGAUUCCGUUGGUCUUCUCCAGAGCUUCCUCAUGAAUUCUCGCCCCACCGUCGCAAUCGCAACGCUGCUUCUCCUCUUGAUCAGCGUUCCCGUUUCCUCCUCUGUUCUCGCGUUUCGACUUCUUGAUCUCCUUCAUUGGGUUCUUGCCGCCGCAACACCGGGCCACAUGGGCUGAGCUGCUCGGCCCGUUUCAUUCUAUCUUUGGAUAUAUUGGUUUUGUAUAUAUUACACACAUAUUCUUUCAUUAUUUAUCUGAUUUUUACUUUAGCUUAAAAUAUGUUCAAAAUCUCGUUAUUUCUUUAUUCUUUCAUGGGGUCUGUACUUUAUCUUCUAUCAAAGUGACCAAAAACAUUACAUUA